Molecule: messenger RNA, 377 nt
Organism: Gloeophyllum trabeum ATCC 11539
Lineage: Eukaryota; Fungi; Basidiomycota; Agaricomycetes; Gloeophyllales; Gloeophyllaceae
Exons: 2
Coding region: 28-207 (59 amino acids)
Source: RefSeq, a predicted model, not a curated record
CCGCCGACGAAGAAACCCAAAACGCUCAUGGGGUACUUCUCCUCUUCCCCCGGUUCCUCGCAGGUGAAGAGCGAAGACGGCGUGGAAAUGGGGACGGAAAAGAGGAAGGGAAAAUGCAACGGCUUCCUGCGCAUCACCGCGAGCGACGACGCGGCCCACCCGCUGUUCGCGGGGCAGCGCGUCGUCGUGCACGUCGAGCAUCCCUAGCGCGGGUAUCUUAUUUUUUUCUUAUUUCCUUUUGUGUCGGGGCUCUCGAUUUGGAUAUGACGCGUGCUGGAUAUAAGAAGUUGUAGAUGAUGCUAGGCUACAUUUUGUAUACUCCGGACAGACACGGACGGCGAGCUGGAUUUCCCGCGUAGGCGGGCUACCGGUAUAUU